CGUUCGGCGUCGACUGACACUAGCAUCUUUUGCUUUUCACAAUAAUCGAUGAAAGGAUGAGCGGAGAUGCUGUCGUUUUCGUUCACUCGUAGCAGUAGCUGCUCCUGCUCCCCCGUCCGCCUGGUUCAGCCGCUGCCGAUCACUUCUCCGACGGCCGGCGGGACUCUCUACGGUCGCCUGGUCUGCGCGUCCCCGCCCAACCGAGCUCCUCCUGCUUGCUCUCGAGCUGCAGCUUCAAGCUCGAGGAUCACUCCCAUGGAGUCCGAUCGCAGCAGCAGCAGCGACGCCGCCGAUCAAUCGCCGGCAGGUUUCGGUUUCCUCUGUAAGAAGGCCUACGCUCCUCCUCCAUGGGCCUCUCAUCUUCGGCCCCUCCCCUCUCACGUCUUCUCUCUCGGCCACCUACCAACGCCAAUUCACAGAUGGAACUUUCCUAAUCUGCCAAAGGGCACAGAGGUUUGGCUGAAGCGAGAUGACCUUACAGGUAUGCAAUUGAGUGGAAACAAGGUCAGAAAGUUAGAAUUCUUGCUGGCAGAUGCAGUAGCUCAGGGUGCUGACAGUAUCAUAACGAUUGGGGGCAUCCAGAGUAACCAUUGCCGAGCAACAGCUGUGGCUACAAAGUAUCUGAAUCUGGACUGUUAUCUUAUUCUACGCACCUCCAAGGUUCUCGUUGACAAAGAUCCAGGAUUGACGGGCAAUCUUCUGGUAGAGCGCCUAGUUGGAGCUCAUGUGGAUAUCAUUUCCAAGGAAGAAUACGCAAAAAUUGGAAGUGUGACCCUCACUGAAAUCCUGAAAGAGAAGUUGAUAAAGGAAGGAAGAAAGCCAUAUGUUAUCCCUGUUGGUGGAUCAAACUCCUUAGGCACCUGGGGUUAUAUUGAAGCUAUUAGAGAGAUUGAACGGCAGCAACAUUCUGGGAGUGUAAAAGUUAAAUUUGAUGACAUCGUUGUAGCUUGUGGCAGUGGGGGAACAAUUGCUGGUCUAUCAUUAGGAUCGUGGCUGAGCACAUUGAAGGCCAAGGUCCAUGCAUUCUCUGUUUGUGACGAUCCUGAUUACUUCUAUGACUUUGUUCAAGGUCUGCUUGACGGACUUGAAGCAGGCGUUCUCUCUCGUGAUAUAGUGGACAUUCACAACGCCAAAGGUCUAGGUUACGCAAUCAGCACUGCCGAGGAACUGAAAUUCGUCAAGGAUAUUGCCACAGCGACUGGAGUUAUUCUAGACCCAGUGUACAGUGGUAAGGCUGCUUAUGGGAUGAUGAAGGACAUGACAGAGAAUCCGAAGAAUUGGGAAGGCAGAAAAGUCCUCUUUGUCCACACGGGUGGCCUUCUGGGCCUAUACGAUAAGGUUGAUCAGUUGGUUUCCACAGUAGCAAACUGGCGUCGAAUGGACGUCCAUGAAUCUGUUCCCAGGAAGGAUGGCACUGGGAAGAUGUUCUGAAGAAGAACUACUUCUCAAGGUAUCUGCGGUCUCCUGUACUCUGUAGGCAGAUUGAAGUCCGUUUAUCUCAUCAUUCGGUGAAACAUGUAGGAUGGUAUAUGUUAAUAAAGUGCCAUUUUGGUUGUGCUUAGUACUA
This is a messenger RNA of Punica granatum (pomegranate), 1567 nucleotides long. The record is from RefSeq and is a predicted model, not a curated record. Lineage: Eukaryota; Viridiplantae; Streptophyta; Magnoliopsida; Myrtales; Lythraceae.